Molecule: messenger RNA, 1545 nt
Organism: Phragmites australis (common reed)
Lineage: Eukaryota; Viridiplantae; Streptophyta; Magnoliopsida; Poales; Poaceae
Exons: 5
Coding region: 840-1400 (186 amino acids)
Biological process (GO): protein ubiquitination
Cellular component (GO): nucleus
Molecular function (GO): protein binding; ubiquitin protein ligase activity
Source: RefSeq, a predicted model, not a curated record
AAUAUCCUCGGCGACUGAAGGCGAUGGCGGUGGAGGUGCGGGAGGAGCUAGAGGUGGUGGUGGCGGUGUACGGAGACGACAUCCGCGUGCUCCGCGACCUCCCUCCCCACCUCGUUGUCCACGUACGGCCUCGCACCGCUGACAACUCCUCGUAGCACCUCGCCUCAUCCCACACGCAACUAAUCCUCUUCCUCACGGGCCGCAAGGCGCCCAAUCCCUGCUUGUGUCUUAUUUUCGCGGGUCGCAGAGGACUCGCGCGACUGAUCGGCUGGCCGACUGGCUGGUCGGCCCUCUGCUGUGCCCGGGAGGGAGUAGUUGGUAGGUAGUAGCCGGUGGUGGAGUCGCCGCCUGGUCUGAGGUAAACCAUAGCUGUCGGACAAGAGGGGGGAUUAGUGAGUAGUUGAAGUUUAGGCCUCUUUCGUUUACGAAUUGAUCUGUUGAGGUAUUUUAAUUUUGUAUGGUUAGUGCUUGUGGACUUACAGAUCGAUUCAUUUUUGGGUGUAUUGCAUAUAUAAUGUCAUGAUCCUGAUGCUAUUAUGUUAGUUAACUGGUAGGUUGUUGCAAUGUGUUUCCAUGAUUGGCCUGAUGCCGCUGUCUUAGCAGGCAAACAGGGGUUUCUGCUUAGGUGUUGAGUUACCUUUACACUGUGUUAUGAUUAAUGUAUGAACCUCUAUGUGGGAAAUUGUACCUGGAAGGCUGAGAUUGUAAGCACAAGAGCCACUAUGCUUAGGUGGAUGUAGUUUGUACCUUUUCCCCCUGGAGUUUGCUACCAUUCUCCCAGACAACCUUGCUCAUAAUAGUUGGGAGUUGGCUAUAUUUUGGCUCAGUGUUAAAGGUUAAUGCCCUAUGUUUUUAUGGCAUUGGUUUUGCAGUAUCCGAAGGAACCACCUUAUAUUUAUGCUGUGGAAAGUAAGGGCCUUGAUGAAAAUCGACAAGCAUAUCUUAUUAGCAGCAUCAAGAACAAGGCACAAGAGCUUUCUAACUACCCAAUGCUUGUGACGUUGUGUGAGGAAGCUGGAGAGAUCCUCUCAAAUAUGAAUCAUCCAGCAGGGGAUUGUCCACUGUAUCUAUAUCCUUUAGUGGGAGAGGAUAAGGAUGGUUCUGCAUUGCCAUUUAUGAAGUUGAUGUCAUGCUACCACUGCUUCCAUAGUGACUGCAUUAUGAGAUGGUGGGAAUGGCUCCAACAGGAUGAUGCGAACCUUAAGGAAUGUAAUACAGCAGUAACCACUGGUGACAAGCAUUAUAAUGUGAAUCAGCACAAAGGAUUUUGUCCAGUUUGCCGCAAAGUGUUCGAUGAGAAGGAUAUUGAGCAUGUACGUGAUCUGUUGGGUGCAAAUACUUCCCGGCUGGCAUCAUUAACAAUUGACCUGGGUGAAGAGGAAAAGGAAUUGCUCCAUUAAUUCUGAGUUAGAGAUGAACAGAAAGAAAAAUUUUGAGUCACUGGUUAAUCUGCAACAAGAACGAAAUGGCCUGAUCGAACCGAAGAAAGAUCGCGCCAUACAGCCUGGAAUGUAUGUUUCUCUUCCUCCCAGCGUGCCAACAAUG